This is a messenger RNA of Pyrus x bretschneideri (Chinese white pear), 718 nucleotides long. RefSeq lists its product as uncharacterized. Lineage: Eukaryota; Viridiplantae; Streptophyta; Magnoliopsida; Rosales; Rosaceae. The transcript has a single exon. The record is from RefSeq and is a predicted model, not a curated record. Gene Ontology annotation, molecular function: calcium ion binding. The coding region runs from base 111 to 566 and encodes 151 amino acids.
UCAUCCAUGGACCAUCUCCACCAUCAAUAAACACAAACAACACCAACACCAACACCAAACAAUCACAUCUUAAUUUGAAUUUCACAACACAAUCACUGAAUCAAUCAUCGAUGGGAGUGGUGAUAAUCGACGGAAGCACUGUGAAGGACUUCGUGAGUGACGAGGCCCAGUUCAAGAAGAGCGUCGACGACCAGUUUGCCGCCCUCGACCUCAACAGCGACGGCGUCCUCUCCCGGUCGGAGCUCCGCAAAGCCUUCGAGUCCCUCAGGCUCAUCGAGGCCCACUUCGGCAUCGACGUGGCCACCCCGCCGGAGCAGCUGACGCAGCUGUACGACUCCAUAUUCGACAAGUUCGACAGCGACCAGAGUGGGACGGUGGAUCUGGAAGAGUUCAGGGAGGAGAUGAAGAAGAUUAUGCUGGCCAUCGCCGACGGGCUGGGCUCCUCCCCCAUCCAGAUGGUUCUGGAGGACGACGACCAGAACUUGCUCAAGAAAGCUGCAGAUCUGGAGACUGCCAAGGCCUCUCACUCAAUCUCCUCCGCCGGCACUGGCGCUGCUGGCUUGUAGGCUUCUAGUUUCUAGCUAGACUUGCUGGCCUUGUGCCACGUGUGAGUGCUGGCAUGGCUCUGGUCUAGCUUAGUGUUCCUCUGUUCUUGUCCUUUUUCUUUUCUUUCAAAAGUUUUCCUUUCAAUAAGAAACCUGAAAGUCAUCGAUCAUAA